AUAGAACCAGAAGCAGCAGUAGUGUUGAAUACAGAGAGAUAUGGGACAGAGGCGAGUGAUUUCAUGUUGAGAUACUCUAAGCCUGGGCAGGACUCAAAAGCAGAAACUUCGGUACACACACGCAUGCACACACACACACACGCUUGCACGCUGGCGGGCACACAUGCAAACACGUUGGGCUUCAAAGGAUGUUUCGUCUGGCAUGGUGGAGUUGUUGCUCCUCUUGUCACAGCAUGAAACAGAGCAGUGUAUAGUUGGAAUUUAUGUUUAGCGCCACAGCUGAAACAUUUCAUCUUUCACGGCAAUGAUAAACGCACACUUCAGAGAGAGAGCGAUAGAGGGAAGGAAUAUGAGAAAGAGAAAGAAAGAGAGAAAGAAAAGAAGUGGAGAGAGAGAGAAAGGAACACAGCGAGAGAGAAAAAUGGACCCAGUGCAGAAGGCGGUGAUCAACCAUACCUUCGGCAUUCCACUGGUGAAAACCAAGAGGCCCAUCAUCUCUUGUAACGUCUGCCAGAUACGCUUCAACUCUGAGAGCCAGGCAGAAGCCCACUACAAAGGCAACCGCCAUGCACGGAGAGUCAAAGGCAUCGAGACCUCCAAGAGUCGCCCCCAGGAGGGUGACAAGUCGGGCCGACCUGUCUCCCUCACCUCCUCUCCAUCCCUCCCUGGUGAACCCCCUACCUCCACCCCUGACAUCAGCGACCCCUGUAACCCAGAUGAACCACGCCUCUCUCUGCCACCACUGUUAAACGGGGGGCCUCUCAUGGCCCCGCCUGGGCCCCUACCCCCCCUGCCUCCCCUCUCCACCCAUGACUCCCCCCUUGCCCCCUCCGUGUAUCCCAUGCUGACCACCCCCACCCUCACGCCUUCUCCCCUUCUCCCCUCAUCCUCUGACUCCCCAGUGGGUUUCAACACCACCAUCCCUGAGCAGAGUGGUGUUCCAGUGGCCCCUGUGGCUCCCGGGGCCCCAGCCGGCCCAGAGACAGAGGAGGACAAGGUCAAGAAGCUCCUCUACUGCUCACUGUGCAAAGUGUCCGUCAACUCCCUCUCACAGCUGGAGGCUCACAACAAAGGUACCAAACACAAAACAAUCCUGGAGGCUCGCAGUGGGCUGGGUCCUAUCAAGGCGUACCCUCGGCUGGGCCCCAAACCCCCGGGGGAGCUGGGAGGGGGACCACUGGACCCCAACACUGAGGAACGCACCUUCCACUGUGAGAUCUGCAACGUGAGGGUCAACUCUGAACUGCAACUCAAACAGCACAUAUCUAGUCGAAGGCACCGGGACGGAGUGGCAGGGAAACCUAACCCUCUUCUCAGCCGACACAAGAAGCACAGGGUAGCUGACCUCACGUCCUCUCUGCACUUCUCUAAGGAUCUCUCCAAAUGUUUGGGGGCAGGGCUCUUGCCCAGUCCCCUGGCUGUUGCUGCGGCGAUGGCCGCAGCCGCUUCCUCGAACCACCAAUUGGCUCAGCUUCGUGCUGCAGCUGCGUCUUCGGCCCAGCACCACCCGCAUCACCACCACCACCACCACCUAUUACAGGGCCCACCUCUCAGCCAUGCCAUCUUAAGACCCGCCCCCGGGCCCAUGCGCACCUCCCACGUGCCAAUCCUCUUCUCUCCUUACUGACUCCACCUCCUCCACCUCGGCCAGUCAGGAGCAGCCACUACAAAAGCACACUGUGAAGAAAUAAAUGUAAACAAACAAACCAUCGGUAAACAAAGAAACAUGUAGAUGAGAAGAAAUGAAAGGGAAGAGAGCAUCUGAAAGAAGGAGAUGGAGUCCCUCGUUUUCCUUUUUCCCUGAGCUAAAACUCUCCUUCCAUCUCAGAGGCUUGUGACUGUGAGUGAUAGACUGAUGGAGAGAGAAGGAGAGAGAGGGCAAUAGAAGGAGAGAUACUCAGUAUGCAUUGGAUGGACUGCAGUAUGCUUGUUCAUUUCUCACCUCUCUCUCCCCACAAACUGUGAGAUCCAUCACACUGAUGGCUCUUAUAAAACACACACACACACACACACACACACACACACACACACACACACACACACACACACACACACACACACACACACACACACACACACCUCCAUUGCAACUACCUUUCAGUACAGUAUGUGAUGCGUAUACAUACUCUUUCCUCAUCAUUCUGGUCUUAAGUGUUCUUACUGUACUAUGCACCUCCAAACCAAGAGAAUAAUGUCACUGCAGUAUGUCAGCACAGAGAGAAUAAUGUUACUGCAGUAUGUCAGAGAGAAUAAUGUCACUGCAGUAUGUCAGAGAGAAUAAUAUCACUGCAGUAUGUCAGUUCAGAGAGAAUAAUGUCACUGCAGUAUGUCAGAGAGAAUAAUGUUACUGCAGUAUGUCAGAGAGAAUAAUGUCACUGCAGUAUGUCAGUUCAGAGGAAAUAAGGUUACUGCAGUAUGUCAGUUCAGAGAGAAUAAUGUCACUGCAGUAUGUCAGAGAGAAUAAUGUUACUGCAGUAUGUCAGAGAGAAUAAUGUUACUGCAGUAUGUCAGCACAGAGAGAAUAAUGUCACUGCAGUAUGUCAGUUCAGAGAGAAUAAUGUCACUGCAGUAUGUCAGCACAGAGAAAAUAAUGCAUUGCAGUAUGUCAGUUCAGAGAGAAUAAUAUCACUGCAGUAUGUCAGAGAGAAUAAGGUUACUGCAGUAUGUCAGUUCAGAGAGAAUAAUGUCACUGCAGUAUGUCAGAGAGAAUAAGGUUACUGCAGUAUGUCAGUUCAGAGAGAAUAAUGUCACUGCAGUAUGUCAGAGAGAAUAAUGUUACUGCAGUAUGUCAGUACAGAGAGAAUAAUGUUACUGCAGUAUGUCAGCACAGAGAGAAUAAUGUCACUGCAGUAUGUCAGAGAGAAUAAUGUUACUGCAGUAUGUCAGCACAGAGAGAAUAAUGUUACUGCAGUAUGUCAGAGAGAAUAAUGUUACUGCAGUAUGUCAGUUUAGAGAGAAUAAUGUCACUGCGGGAUGUCAGUUCAGAGAGAAUAAUGUCACUGCAGUAUGUCAGUUUAGAGAGAAUAAUGUCACUGCAGUAUAUCAGAGAGAAUAAUGUUACUGCAGUAUGUCAGUACAGAGAGAAUAAUGUUACUGCAGUAUGUCAGUUCAGAGAGAAUAAUGUCACUGCAGUAUGUCAGAGAGAAUAAUGUCACUGCAGUAUGUCAGCACAGAGAGAAUAAGGUUACUGCAGUAUGUCAGAGAAAAUAAUGUUACUGCAGUAUGUCAGUUCAGAGAGAAUAAUGUUACUGCAGUAUGUCAGCACAGAGAGAAUAAUGUCACUGCAGUAUGUCAGAGAUAAUAAUGUUACUGCAGUAUGUCAGCACAGAGAGAAUAAUGUCACUGCAGUAUUUCAGCACAGAGAGAAUAAUGUCACUGCAGUAUGUCAGUUCAGAGAGAAUAAUGUCACUGCAGUAUGUCAGAGAGAAUAAUGUCACUGCAGUAUGUCAGAGAGAAUAAUGUUACUGCAGUAUGUCAGAGAGAAUAAUGUCACUGCAGUAUGUCAGAGAGAAUAAUGUUACUGCAGUAUGUCAGAGAGAAUAAUGUCACUGCAGUAUGUCAGAGAGAAUAAUGUCACUGCAGUAUGUCAGUUCAGAGAGAAUAAUGUCACUGCAGUAUGUCAGAGAUAAUAAUGUUACUGCAGUAUGUCAGUUCAGAGAGAAUAAUGUCACUGCAGUAUGUCAGAGAGAAUAAUGUCACUGCAGUAUAUCAGAGAGAAUAACGUUACUGCAGUAUGUCAGUACAGAGAGAAUAAUGUCACUGCAGUAUGUCAGUUCAGAGACAAUAAUGUCACUGCAGUAUGUCAGCACAGAGAGAAUAAUGUCACUGCAGUAUGUCAGCACAGAGAGAAUAGUGUCACUGCAGUAUGUCAGAGAGAAUAAUGUCACUGCAGUAUGUCAGAGAGAAUAAUGUUACUGCAGUAUGUCAGUUCAGAGAGAAUAAUGUCACUGCAGUAUGUCAGCACAGAGAGAAUAAUGUCACUGCAGUAUGUCAGAGAGAAUAAUGUUACUGCAGUAUGUCAGAGAGAAUAAUGUCACUGCAGUAUGUCAGAGAGAAUAAUGUCACUGCAGUAUGUCAGAGAGAAUAAUGUCACUGCAGUAUGUCAGUUCAGAGAGAAUAAUGUCACUGCAGUAUGUCAGAGAGAAUAAUGUUACUGCAGUAUGUCAGUUCAGAGAGAAUAAUGUCACUGCAGUAUGUCAG
Oncorhynchus tshawytscha (Chinook salmon) is the source of this 4200-nucleotide messenger RNA. RefSeq names its product zinc finger protein 385A. The record is from RefSeq and is a predicted model, not a curated record. NCBI's taxonomy places the organism in Eukaryota, Metazoa, Chordata, Actinopteri, Salmoniformes, Salmonidae. Gene Ontology annotation, molecular function: zinc ion binding; nucleic acid binding. Gene Ontology annotation, cellular component: nucleus. The coding region runs from base 305 to 1627 and encodes 440 amino acids. The transcript has 7 exons.